Ustilago hordei is the source of this 810-nucleotide messenger RNA. RefSeq names its product putative SOL1 - Protein with a possible role in tRNA export. Gene Ontology annotation, molecular function: 6-phosphogluconolactonase activity. Gene Ontology annotation, biological process: pentose-phosphate shunt; carbohydrate metabolic process. The coding region runs from base 1 to 810 and encodes 269 amino acids. The transcript has a single exon. The record is from RefSeq and is a predicted model, not a curated record. NCBI's taxonomy places the organism in Eukaryota, Fungi, Basidiomycota, Ustilaginomycetes, Ustilaginales, Ustilaginaceae.
AUGCCACCCGUCGACGCCCAAGCUCCGUCCCAAAAACCCGCCGAACCCAUCCUCUUCUCCUUCUCGGAUUCCGACCAACUUUCUCGCAACCUUGCCGAUUUCGUCAUCAAAGCCCAGAACGAUGCUAUUCAACGACGAAACAAGUUCACCCUUGCCACUUCCGGUGGUUCGCUCCCUAAAAUGCUCGCAAAGUAUUUGGUGAACCGGGACGAUAAUGCAUUGCGGUGGGAUAAGUGGGAAAUCUUCUUCUGUGAUGAAAGACUCGUUCCUCUGGAUCACGAAGACUCCAACUACUACCUUUGCCAUCAGGAAUUCUUCAGCAAGGUUCCGGAAUUGAAGAGAAGUCAAAUCCACACCAUCGACGAAUCGCUGCUUAACGAUCCCGAGGAACUUUCUGACGCCUACGAAAAACAGCUAGUUCAGGCAUUCGCCGGGAAGGAAGCCGUACGCAACCCAGUGUUUGACCUGAUUUUGCUCGGAAUGGGUCCAGAUGGUCACACUUGCUCUCUCUUCCCUGGACAUGAGCUGUUGACGGAACAAGACAGAUGGGUUGCCCCCAUCGAAGAUAGCCCCAAACCGCCCGCAAAGCGAAUCACUUUCACCUACCCCGUACUGAACCACGCUCAUAGGCUAGCAUUCGUCUUGGCAGGUGAAGGAAAACAGGAAAUGUUGAGUAAGGUCUUGGAUCAGCCAGAAUUGGGUUUGCCAGCUAGCAGAGUCAGACCUAGUCCACCAGGCGAUAUUUACUUCUUCACCGAUAACGCCGCUAGUAAGACUACUAAGUACCAGAGGAGCGAUUUUAAGCUCUAA